UCGAUAUGCGCAUGCGUCAGCCUGGAUAAAACACGCGAAGAAGCAUGGCAGACAAACCGGAGGAUUUGGCACUGGACCGGGUGCAGGUAAAGAAGGCUGUUCAAGCACUGCAGGCUUUUCAGAAGACGAAGUCUACCCCAGACUCUCUGCUCCUGGACGAGAGUCAACACAUAUCCCUCCUCUUUACGCUAUGGAAGAUUCCAAAGCAGGCCCAGACCAUCCGCAUCCCCUUGCCUCAUGGCAUCCGCACCAACACAGACGAGGUGUGUCUCUUCACCAGAGACGAGCCCAACAUGACCCCUGACCAGACCCAGAGGUUCUACAAGAAACUGCUGGCCGAUAGAGGGGUCAAGAACGUCACAGAGGUGAUCCCUUACAAAAUGCUGAGGACAGAGUACAAGCCCUUUGAGGCCAAACGACGGCUGCUGGGGAACUUUGACAUGUUCCUGUCAGACGACCGUAUCCGCCGCCUGCUGUCCUCACACAUCGGCAAGCACUUUUAUGAGAGGAAGAAGGAGCCUUUGUCAGUGAACCUGCAGAGCAAGAAGCUGGCCUUGGACAUCCAGAGAACCAUCCAGGGAACAAUCAUCUCAAUUUCUAAGAAAGGCUGCUGCUGCAUGGCUCGUGUGGCCCACUCUGGGAUGGCUGCAGAUGAAAUAGCCGAGAAUAUCGAAUCAGCUGUUAGCACCAUCGUGACCAAACUACGCAUGAAAGGACCAUUGAUAAAGAUCAUCCACCUGAAGAGCCAGUCAUCAGUGGCUCUGCCCAUCUACACCUCUAACAUGAACCACCUGACCAUCUUAGAGGAGACACAGAAACAGGCCCGCGCAGCCAUGGACGCCAAGAAAAAUGCAAGCAAACAGAAGUCUGCUAAGAAGGAACCGAAGUCUACAGAAAAAAACACAGGUGCUAAGGUGGAGGAACAGAUUCCACAGCUGGUUCCGAUAGUAACGCCAAGCAAAAAGGCUAAACUGGAGGAGCCGACCAAGAACGGACUUGAGAAGGCACCCAACCCAACAGGAGGAAAGGGUCUGAGAAGAAAAGGUAAACUGACCAAGGCUGUGAAAAGUCCUGCACAAAGACUGAAAAGACAAGUGCCUCAAUCUUGAUGUCUGUUUUGUCAUGUCAACUCUGUGGAGAACAGCUCUACUUCCUCUCCAUUACUGUCUGUGUAUUACUCCCCCUUUCUCUACAUGGAACUCUGACUUCAUCACACUGAUAUAAAGGACUGGUUUAUAAAUAUAGAACUGUCAACAUCAGUUGAUCCAAGGACAAACCCAAAGGAGCUGCAAUUGUCUUUGUCUGCCCCAUUUAAAGGGUUUUGUUCAAAAUCAUAUUUUGUUUUAAGCUCGACUUGUAAAUUUAAAAUAAUAAAUAUUACCACAGUA
Molecule: messenger RNA, 1388 nt
Organism: Coregonus clupeaformis (lake whitefish)
Lineage: Eukaryota; Metazoa; Chordata; Actinopteri; Salmoniformes; Salmonidae
Product: ribosomal L1 domain-containing protein 1
Exons: 9
Coding region: 45-1109 (354 amino acids)
Cellular component (GO): 90S preribosome
Source: RefSeq, a predicted model, not a curated record